This is a messenger RNA of Pseudophryne corroboree (corroboree frog), 1618 nucleotides long. RefSeq names its product RNA pseudouridine synthase domain containing 2 (gene RPUSD2). Gene Ontology annotation, molecular function: RNA binding; pseudouridine synthase activity. The transcript is spliced from 3 exons. The coding region runs from base 26 to 1543 and encodes 505 amino acids. The record is from RefSeq and is a predicted model, not a curated record. Gene Ontology annotation, biological process: enzyme-directed rRNA pseudouridine synthesis. NCBI's taxonomy places the organism in Eukaryota, Metazoa, Chordata, Amphibia, Anura, Myobatrachidae.
AGUGACGUACUCAGCGUGCGCCGCAAUGUUACUUCGCCACCACGUGGUGAUGAUAGCAGCUGCGGGCGGCAGAGGAGGGAGGUUGCUGCUGGCUGCUGCACAGAAUCAGAUGUCGCUGAAGAGGAAGAGGCCGGCGGGAGCUGCCGCUGAUAGCCGGGGAAGAAAGCAGCCGGAGGACAGCAGCACCGGGGAACGAUAUGUGCCGCCGCCCACGAAGCGGAGAGCCGGGGUCAGCUUCGGAGAGGAGCAUUUCCGGGAGGCCGAGUGUUACCUGGAGAACGGGCUGCGCAAGGUCCGGCCCUACUUCUUCCACUUCGAGACGUACUGCAAGGGCCGCUGGCUGGGGAAGAGCCUGCUGCAGAUCUUCGCCUCAGAGUUCCGCUCGCAGACGCUGGAGUACUACACGCUGGCGGCCCGGGCCGGGAGGCUGCGGCUUAACCAGGCCACGGUCACCGACCUGAGCAUCGUGCUGAAGGACAAUGAUUUCCUCAGGAACACAGUGCAUCGUCAUGAACCUCCUGUAACUGCGCAGCCCCUGCACAUCUUAGCUGAAAAUGAUGAGAUUGUGGCAGUGGACAAACCAUCCUCUCUGCCAGUACAUCCCUGUGGUCGCUUCCGGCACAACACAGUUAUUUUUAUUCUGGGCAAAGAGCACAAUUUGAAGCCACUUUACCCUAUCCACCGCCUGGAUCGUUUGACUUCUGGUGUGCUUGUGUUUGCCAAAACUCUGGAAGUGUCCAAGAAGUUGGCUGAACAAGUGCGAGAGAGACAGGUGGAGAAGGAGUAUGUAUGUAGAGUGAAUGGUGAAUUUCCAGAAGAAUCGGUGAUCUGUGAGGAGCCCAUAAUGGUUGUCUCCUAUAAGAUUGGUGUAUGUCGUGUAAACCCAAACGGCAAACCCAGCAAAACUGUCUUCCAAAGACUUAGUUACAAUGGAAAGUCUAGUGUAGUUAAAUGCUUCCCUUAUACUGGCCGUACACACCAAAUCAGAGUCCACUUGCAGUAUUUAGGGCAUCCUAUUGUCAAUGACCCAGUAUACAAUACAGAGGCCUGGGGUCCCAACCGAGGCAAAAAGGGUGAAAUUAACAAAACGAAUGAAGAACUGUUGCGGUCUCUCAUAGAGGAACAUAAAGCUAAACAGAGUCUGGACAUCCUGGAUAUUGCAGAAGAAGAUGUUCAUCUAACAUUGACAAGUAAGGAAAGUGAAGGUGACCAACACUGCUCACAGACUGUAUCAGAUGAAACCAUACCAGUGGACAAAGACCCAACAUGUGUCCACCCUACCAAGGAAGCUACUUUAAGUGUGAAUUGUGAUGAUCUAAACAGUGAUAAAGAAAGCAAUAGUGAACCAGUUUUCUGUACGGAUACAUCAGAAAGCGGGAAAGGGUUUAUAGACUCUCUCUGUGAAGAAUGCAGGAUUGUAAGGGCUGACCCUUCUCCCAAAGAGUUGAUUAUGUACCUUCAUGCUUUACGGUAUAAAUGGGCUGAUUUUAAUUUUUCCACGGAACUACCUGAAUGGGCAAAAGAUGACUGGAAAGAGUACUGAAAGCAAACACUAUUAGGACACUGUAUAUUACAUUCUGAGUGAUCUGGAUUAAAUUACUUAAUUCAUAUUUAAGAA